Molecule: messenger RNA, 846 nt
Organism: Microthlaspi erraticum
Lineage: Eukaryota; Viridiplantae; Streptophyta; Magnoliopsida; Brassicales; Brassicaceae
Source: the annotation of a GenBank genome assembly
AUGCGCAUGUACCAUCGAGGAGAAAUCCCGCCAAUGGACGGCGAUAGGUCCCAAGGAAAAAGCUUCCCGCCGAGACCACCAAAAUCUGGGCAGCAGGAGAAGCGCGGACGACAACCCCGUCCGAGGAAGGAUGCAGAAAAGGCGGAAGCCCCGCUUGGGAAAAGGAAUCGUGAUGACCACGACGACCUACCUCCACCACCGAAGCGACAAGUCAGCAUGAUCAUGGGAGGCCUCCUGGAUAACGACGAUUCCAUAUCGGCGAUCAAGGAAUACGAACGAAAGGCCGUCGCGGCACAACGCUACCCAUCCACGACUGACGUCGCGAAGGUCCUGGUUGACACCGGGAGCACGGUGAACCUCAUCUUUCUGGAAACACUGAACCGCAUGGGAGUGGAGGAAGGAUCUAUCAAACCUACAUCCCGUCCCCUCACCGGUUUCACCGCCGAGCAUGUUUACAGCUGUGGCACAGUCCGGCUCCCCGUUUAUGUCGGCGGAAUUUCAAAGCUCUUGAAGUUCAUCGUCAUGGACAAACCGGCCAUCUAUAACGCGAUCCUCGGCACCCCAUGGCUCCAUGAAAUGAAAGCUGUCAUCUCGACGUUCCACCAAUGCGUGAAGUUUCCGAUACCCUCUGGAAUUUUCACCUUACGUGGAGAUCAAAGAGUGACGAGAUCAUGUUUCCUUCGCGAGCGCAAGCUCCGCACCGCGUCGUCCUGUAUGAUAACCGAGCCAGUAUCAGACGACGAGACCAACGAGUCCAACGCAAUAAAACGAGCCCCGCAACGCAGAAUGCAGAUCCCCCGAUCCAUCGGCAAAGGAACUCCGAGCCCGCCUGGAAAUCCGACUUAA